UUUAUCCGGAAGGUCCACUCCAGUCAAGAUCGAGUUGAAGAUAUCGCAGCCAUGUAUCGUCGGUGCAUGGGGGGAGUUUUGCGCCGUUCGGCGAGAUGCCCGUCGGCUGGGGGUAGCCGCCGCUUGAUGAGUUCGAUUCCAUCAAGUUCUUCGUCAUCCGCGGCUCCACUUAUCUUGGGGGCUGGAGUGUUGGCGUUGUACACGUUUCGCCAGUCGUUCUUGACCAAGCUUAUGGAUCCGGUGCUGAUGCCGCUGCUUCGGUUGUUGGACCCCGAGACGUCGCAUGUGCUUGCCGUUCAAGCAGCAAAGUAUGGAUGGACUCCCAAGGACACUCUUCCGGACGACACAUCGCUACGUAUGUCGGUGCUCGGUAUGUCGUUCGAUAACCCCAUUGGUAUCGCAGCCGGCUUCGACAAACACGCCGACGCAAUGCAGGGACUUCUCGACAUGGGCUUUGGGUUUGUCGAAAUCGGAAGCGUUACCCCGCUGCCGCAAGAGGGAAACCCCAAGCCCCGCGUCUUCCGGCUGCUCGAAGACCGAGGUGUGAUCAAUCGCUACGGAUUCAACAGCGAGGGCCACCCCAAGGUCCGCGAGCGCCUCGAGAAGUACAAGUACUGGACGUUGUCGUCGUCGACGAAGCUCCACCACCGCACGGGUCCGUUGGGAGUGAACUUGGGGAAAAACAAAACGUCCGACAGCCCGAUUGACGACUACGUUCGCGGCGUUGAGAGCCUCGGGCCGUUUGGCGACUACCUCGUCAUCAACAUUUCAUCCCCCAACACCCCAGGGCUGCGCUCGCUCCAGGUACCAUUUGUUCCAGGGCCACCACAGCCGCUACAAGUAGAUUGUUGCAUUGAUGCGGUGAACAGGGAAAGAAAGAACUGCAUGCGCUUGUGUCGGCCGUCCUCGACGCACGCAACAAGCUCUGGAAGCGCGUGCCACUGCUGGUGAAGAUUGCGCCGGACUUGACGCCGGAGGACAUGCAAGACAUUGCGGACGUCGUGGUGGCGCUCAAAGUCGACGGCUUGAUUGUGUCCAACACGACCAUUUCACGUCCUCCUUCUCUCACGAGGUAUAUACAAUGUUGCAACCACGGUGCCUCACGGAUUCGAAUACGAUUGUCGGCAGUCCACAUGCGGCCGAAACGGGGGGUUUGAGCGGUGCGCCCGUCAAGGAACUGUCUACGGCGGUGCUCUCUUCCAUGUACAAGCUCACGCAAGGGAAGAUCCCCCUCAUUGGAGUCGGCGGUGUCGCAACGGGGCAUGACGCAUACGACAAGAUCAAGGCCGGCGCGAGUUUGGUGCAGCUGUACUCGAGCUUGGUGUUUGACGGUCCUUUGGCAGUGGCCCGUAUCAAGCACGAAUUAACAGCCCUGAUCAAGGCGGAUGGGUAUACGUCGGUGGCGGAAGCCGUCGGCGCGGCCCACAGGGUGCUGCCUGCCACGAAGACAGCGCCACCAGCAUAAUGAGGGAACUCAGGAACACUCAGUACGCUCGCUACACGGAGCAGCGCAACGUGUGUUUCUAUGGUCGCUGCUUGAACGCUCGGACGGGCCGUCGUUGGAUUGUGGUAGAGCCAAUUUAAUUCCAGCCAAUCACAGAUCGUCGAAUAAUCCAA
Aphanomyces invadans is the source of this 1617-nucleotide messenger RNA. Its product is annotated as dihydroorotate dehydrogenase (fumarate), variant 4. Gene Ontology annotation, molecular function: dihydroorotate dehydrogenase activity. NCBI's taxonomy places the organism in Eukaryota, Oomycota, Saprolegniomycetes, Saprolegniales, Verrucalvaceae. Gene Ontology annotation, cellular component: cytoplasm; mitochondrial inner membrane. The transcript is spliced from 4 exons. Gene Ontology annotation, biological process: 'de novo' pyrimidine nucleobase biosynthetic process; pyrimidine ribonucleotide biosynthetic process. The coding region runs from base 52 to 951 and encodes 299 amino acids. The record is from RefSeq and is a predicted model, not a curated record.